CAGUCAUUGUAUGUCGGACAAACUAGUAGACGCAGUUGAAGACCAGAAUUUCUGAAUACACAUCAGAAUUGACAUCAGGAGAAAUACAGCUAUUCAUUCUGUUGUUAUUGAAUUAUCACAGAAAUGGCCCAAGAGACGUCGACAUGGCUGAACCUAUGCUUCGUGGAGAAGAUUCUGCGAAAAUCGGAAGAUGAUAACUCGAUUCAGAUGAUCGAUAUGUUUUCGAAACCAGCCACGAGUAAGGGUGACAAUUACACCAGCGACAUGAUCAGGAUUACUGUCGAAUAUUCACGCGACCAAGGCAGUUGUAGAAUUAAAGAGAAAAAGUCAAUUAUUCUUAAAAUCUUGCCUGAACAUGGAAGUGUUCGACAAAAAUUUGUUAUAAAAUCAGGUCUCUUUUACACCGAAAUGUCGAUGAUGUCAAAUACUUUGAAUAAAAUGAAUAAGUUGUUAGAGCCAAAGUAUCGCUUGAGUGGGAAGACUCUUUACGUGCAAAAUGAAGAUCCAAUGCUUCUGGCGAUCGAAGAUCUCGCGGCUCUCGGGUUUCGAAUGGCCGAUCGUUUGUCUGGUCUUGACAUAGAUCAUUCCAUACUGGCACUUCACGGACUUGCCAGGUUUCAUGCAGCUUCCGUAGCCCUAUGUGAGAAGGAACCAAAGCAAAAAGAAAUGUAUUUGAAAGGAACAUUUAACAAGCAGCAAUCAUCAGAAAUGAAAGAUAUUUUUAUUAAGUGUACUAAAGGUUUAGCAGACGAGAUUGCACACUGGUCUGAAGUAAAACAAUACUCGGAAAAAAUUGCUAAACUCUCCGAUCACAUAUAUCAAAUAGGAAUAGACGCAACCAAGCUAUGUAAGGAGGAAUUUAAUGUUAUUACUCACGGUGAUUUUCACGUGAACAAUAUGUUGUUCAGAUAUGACAAUAAUGGUAAACCUAUUGAUCAUAUUUUUAUAGACUUCCAAGUGUGCGUUUACGCAACGCCGGUACUCGAUUUAUUAUUUUUUCUCAAUACAAGUCCUUCCUUGGAUGUCAUGGAAAACAAGAAAAAUAUUCUAUUGAACGAAUAUCUUAGAACCUUGUCGGCGACUUUGAAGCAAUUGAAUUGCAAGACGCACCCGCCUACAAUGGAGGAACUGAAAGCUACCAUAAAACGAAAAGCUAACUAUGGAAUGAUAAUAUUCUUCAUCAUUUUACCGUUUAUGCUGUGCUGUAAGACUGAGGCGAAAGAUUUGGAUGAAUUAUUGAGCAGUGGUAUAAAUCCAGGUUUCAAAAGCGAGAUUUAUAGAAAGUUAAUGAUAAAAAGACUGCCACUGUAUGAUGAAUGGGGUUUAUUGGAUCUUUAAUGUACGCAUGCUU
Molecule: messenger RNA, 1351 nt
Organism: Mycetomoellerius zeteki
Lineage: Eukaryota; Metazoa; Arthropoda; Insecta; Hymenoptera; Formicidae
Exons: 6
Coding region: 124-1338 (404 amino acids)
Source: RefSeq, a predicted model, not a curated record